Molecule: messenger RNA, 1743 nt
Organism: Saccharomycodes ludwigii
Lineage: Eukaryota; Fungi; Ascomycota; Saccharomycetes; Saccharomycodales; Saccharomycodaceae
Gene: BRL1
Product: Brl1p
Exons: 1
Coding region: 1-1743 (580 amino acids)
Biological process (GO): lipid homeostasis; nuclear envelope organization
Cellular component (GO): nuclear membrane; nuclear envelope
Source: RefSeq, a predicted model, not a curated record
AUGGAUGAUUUCAUGAAUUUAAGUCUUGAUACCGAUCCUAGAGAGUAUUUUAAGGAAUGUGAUAGGAUUAAUACACAAUUAUCUGGUUUUACACUUCCUAAAGAAACAGACGAAAGAUAUGGGGAAUUACAGGAUAAUGCGAUGAUUGACAGUGACUGUUAUUAUAAUUAUAGCACAAGAACGAUCUCUCAACUUGAAUAUAAAAUUGACUAUUGUAAUAGAAACAGUAUGAAUAACAACAAAAAAUACGAAACUUUUGGCAUGCAUAUGAUUAAAAAAUAUUUGUUUAAUAAGAAAAAUUCAAAGAAGGGAGCAUUAAUAUUUGGUAUUAAUCUGGAACAAGAAAAUAAAGGAGUUUCUACUACUAAUAAUAAUAAUAAUAAUAUUAUUAUUAAUAAUAAUAUUAAUAAUGAGGCUAAUGAAUUACCUGGAUUAUGCUUAAAAGAAGAAGAAGAAGAAGAAGAAGAAAAGAAAGAUGGACAAGAGCAUCAACUCCAAAAAGAAGAUGUUACAAUCCCAAAACCUAAACCUAGCAAUAAAUAUUUACAAUGCGACGGAGGAAAGACUGAUGAAGACCUAGAAUUAUUAAAAUUAGACGACAAGGAAGAAAUCUGUGGCGACACUUAUGAGGGAAAAAAUAUAUCACAUGAAAGUACUAAAUCUACGAAGGAGGUAGGUAACUUUUUAAAAGCAUUGGUAUCACCAACAACAUUGGGAGUUGCAACGGCAAGAAAACAAUUAAUAGAAGAAGGAAGCGAUGUGAAUUUAGAGGCAAGGCAGAAAGAAGAAGAAAUGAAGAGGGAACCCUCCAAAAAAUUGGAUUUUAAUGUUGCAAUUAAGAAUUACAAUGAAAACAAUGAUCAAAAUGAUAAUAAUAUUUGUGGUGUUAAAAGUAUUUCUAAUUGCUUCGCUGAACAACAAGAUUCGAAAAAAGCGUGUAAUUUUUCUGUUAACAAUCAUUAUUAUAAUUUCUUUUGUAAUGGACCCAUGCCUUAUACACAAAAUUUUCCAUUCUAUUCUCAAUUGAUACCAGUUUCCAAUAAUGAUCCUGGCAGUAAUAAUAAUAAUAAUAAUAAUGGGAAUAGUAAUGAUGCUCCAACAUCCGGUAGUGAGUACCAUGAUAAUAGUUAUAACUAUAAUUCCCAUUUGCCACAACCUUGGUCAUAUAAAUCACAUCCACAGCAUAAAUUCAUGUAUAUUUUUACUUCAUAUUUACAAUUUGGCUUAAAUAUAUUAACAUAUAUGUCAGUAAUAUCCAUAUUAUUAACUGUCUUUAAAUCGAUUAAGUCGGACAUAAAUAAUACAUGGAACCAAGAAAUUUUAAAAUUUAAUUAUGAGUCAAUGAAAUGUGAAUUGCAAUACAUAAGAAAUAAAUGUCAAGAUAAUACCGCGCCUGCAUUACAAAACCUAUGUUAUGAUUGGUAUGAGUGUAUGAAGCGCGACAAUAAUAUUAUGUUUAAAGAAAGAACACAGCAUAUAGCUGCAUUAUUUGGGAAAAUAUUUAACGCCAUUAUUGGUGAAUUAGAGUGGAAAAGUGUUUUAAUAGUUAUAGCCUUAUUAUACUUUUGGAUAUUUGGGACCAAUUUUUUCCUAGGGUUUAUAAGAGCCAAGAGUUAUUAUGACAACGGGAAAGGGAGAGAUGAUGUUUUCUAUGAAAAUUCCACCAAUACUAAGCCCAACAACGAUAAGAACGAAAAUGGUGAUAUCAAAAAUAACUCUACGACUAAAUUAUUGAAGAACUGA